Messenger RNA from Nymphaea colorata (pocket water lily), 2055 nucleotides. RefSeq lists its product as uncharacterized. The coding region runs from base 1132 to 1665 and encodes 177 amino acids. NCBI's taxonomy places the organism in Eukaryota, Viridiplantae, Streptophyta, Magnoliopsida, Nymphaeales, Nymphaeaceae. The transcript is spliced from 5 exons. The record is from RefSeq and is a predicted model, not a curated record.
UUUGGUUCUUUUGAUACAAUACAUGCUUGCUUUUGUGAAUUGGACUCUCUGUGAGGAAAGGAAGAGUCACAAAUUUGCUUUAUUUUUUUCUCUUUUUCUUUUUUUUGGUUUGCACGCCUUCCUUUCUUUUUCGUUAGUCUUUGUUCAUCACUGGGGCCCUUGAGUUUCAAUUGAAAGAACAGAUACCAUCAUGUUUGCCUCUUUUACAUCUUUUUUCUUUCUUUCUUUUCCCUCAUCUUAUGGACGUUUGCUAGAGAAGCAACACAUAUUCCUUCCAUUAAAAUAAUAACUGAUAAGCCUCCUUCUAUAGCAAAUAGAGCACAUUAUGAUGCCUAAAAAGCUAGUGUUUAUACGUACAUUUGUUCCUUUGGCAGAGUUUAUUUAUGGCUAAAGGAAUCUAUCUGCCUGUUAAGCAAUGUAAAGUGCGGCUUUGCUUUUUCUCUUGGCUAUAUUAUAUGAGGUAAACAGUUACUAUGAUACCCAUAUUGGAGUUCCAUCAAAAAAAGACGGAAGAUCUAUUUUUUAGAAUAUAAUAUUUGGGAUGCGCUUCAAAAGAUGGGAAUUUUUUGAGGUCGCCAACCACCAGAAAGAAGAUCAGAGGUCUCAUAACAUAGAAGAUGCAGCAGCAAAGAGCUGGUUCUAGGUGGAGCUUAAUGGCUGAUGGUUAUUCUAAUGAUUAAAAAUGAGAAAGUGAGGAAUCAAUGAGAUUGAUCUUCUUCAGCGGGCCUGCAGGUUUUCCUUGUGCUCCUCUCGUGCGCCAUGGCCUGUUGCUUUUUAGAUAAACAACUUUCAACUCAUGCCAUUGAUGGUCUCUGCAUUGUGGAUCUGUGAAGGAAAGAACAGAUCCUUGGCUUAGUUCACAAGGUCAGAAAAGGGUGAAUGAAAGGUGAGGAGAAGAUGGACCCAGAAUACAACUCCUGCUUUGUGACUGACUCCUAUGUCAUUUUGCUGAAAUGAGAAAUGCAUCUGAAUGUGAAAGAAUCUAAUGGGGAUUCUGUUCAUGAGAACCUAUACCUUCCACUGCAAAUCUGUGCAUCAUUGUUUCCUGAAAUACGCUGGUAAGGCAGGGUUCUUUUCUUGAGCCAGGUCUUAACUUCUCUUCACAAGAAAGACAGCUUUUCAGUGAGCAGCAUGGAUGGGUUCAGAUCUCAAAGUCCGAAACCAUGGAGCAACACUACGGAUGCAGGCGCACUGGAGAGCACUGAUCAGGAUGCUCCAUGGAAGAACUUUGGCAGCUCUCUAAAUGCUCUUUCAUUUGGUUUUGUUGCAACAGCCAUAUUAAUAUCCAUGUUUCUCAUCAUGGCAAUCUUUGAACAUCUGCUUCGGCCAAGAAUGGCACUUUCUAGAAAUGCUGCCAAUAGAUCCCUAGGCUCUGCUCCAAGGACUCAAAUGCAUUUGCUGGAGAAGCUUGGUCACUCUUCCACUUAUGAAAUGACAACCAAAGGUGGUGAGCAGGUGGUAAGAGGAGCAUGUGUAGGGUGUCAAGAUGGGCACCCUGAAUCAAGUCCCACCCGUGCCAUUCUGUUGCCUGAUAUUUAUCAUGGUGCCAGCAGCUUGCCCGGUGGAUUUUUCAGUUUUGAUGCCAGGGCAGCGGACUCCAACUUUCAUAGCUCAGCCAGCUCCUCUUCCUUGUCCAAGAGAAGGUGUUUCUUGGCCCUCUCAUGAUCAUGGACUUCAUCCUGUGUAGCUUGUAAACAUGUUUUCAUGUGUUUUGCACAUUUGUCCAGAGAGAGAGAGAGAGAGAUUCUAUGCAAAACAGUGGAAAUUCAGUUUUUUUUCAGGCUUCAGGUAGCUUUGAUGCUGCUUAGUGAUGACCAUGGAAACCACACUCGUUCAAAAGAAAUAUUUCUUUAUUGAUGUUAAUACCAAUUGAAAAGAAGCAUGCUCGCUCAUGUCGUCCUUGCAUGCACUUCAGAAAGUGAAGAUUGUCAGGUCUCUGAAAGAAAGGGAAGCUCAAUGUGGGUACUCCUGAUCUGUCACAAGCUUGAGAAAAAUCCCCUUGGUUGGGAACUGAUCCUCAAUUUCUUAAAUAAGUAGGUUGUGCAUCCGGUCUCA